GUCGCGGAGCGGAAGAAGCACAGAGAUGAUGAAGUAUCUUGCAAAUCAGAGGGGAAAUCAGACAACUUUUCUAAAUCGUCACCACCUGAAACACCGAAAUCCAGAUCUGCAGAGGUCGAACGCAAAACGUCUCCAUUGUUGACGAUUUUCAACAUGUUUUACGAGGCAACCCCGCUUUCCGAGAAGAAGACACUAAAACCAUCGGCCAAAAAGCACCGUUACUCGGCGUUGACGGUCAAGGAUGCAUCUAAGUUGAUUGAGUCGCUGAAUGCACACAAGGUCACUGCAGAGUCCUCGCAUACGUCUCAUUUAACCGAGCGCGUUAGCGAGUCAUCAGAGGAGAAGAAGGAAGAAUUCAGAAUUUUACUGAGUGGGUUUGCUGUGGCGGAAUCUGUGAAUAAGCCUGGUUUGCGUCGAUCUAAGAAGUCGGUUGCGAUAGGCAGGUUAAAGAGAGCAUAUGAAAUGGAAGACGUUCAUUUUUGUGAGUUCCCUUGGAAUUCUAACGACUCUUUUGGUCUUUUUUGUGUAUUUGAUGGACACUCGGGAAAAGAAUGCGCGCUUGCGGCUAGGCGUUUGAUACCGGAGUACUUAUCUAGACACCUUGAAGGUGUGAAUUUGAAUGUUGGGGACGACGGUCAAGUAGGCUCUGCACAUUCGCUGAAAGAGGUGUUUGAGGCGGUAUUUUUGGAAGUGGAUCAAGAACUCUGUGAUUACGAGUACGAAGGAACGACAUGUACAGUUGUGUUUUUGUGGAGGAAUUCAGAAGGGAGGAGGUUUGUACAAGCGGCGAACGUGGGUGAUUCGACAGCUUUAUUGAUAAGAAAUGAAGUGGCGAUUCCGUUGACAGAGAAGCACCACUUAAAUGUGGAUUCUGAGUUUAACAGAGUUCGAAUGUCGGGCGUGAAUAUACAUCAAGGUCAGACGAGGUUGAAUGGAUUGGCUGUUUCUAGGGCGUUAGGAGACCAUUUUCCGAAGAGUGUUCAAUGUGGCAUCAUUGCAUUACCUAGCGUGAGUCCCGUGUUCGAGUUGAGUGAUGUGGAUUCUUUUUUGAUUUUGGCUACAGAUGGUCUUUGGGACGUGAUUUGUCAUCAAAGGUCGUACGAGAUUAUAAAAAACGAGACGUCUCCUAAAGAGAUGUCUGAAUUGCUUUUGGUAACAGCGCUGAAUUCGGUUGAUUGUACAGACAACGUGACCACAGUGGUGGUCAAGCUUUGAAGGCUGGUCCGCCGAGAGAGGAUUGGAAAGCGUGACAAAAAAACA
Schistocerca gregaria is the source of this 1260-nucleotide messenger RNA. RefSeq names its product probable protein phosphatase DDB_G0279461. The record is from RefSeq and is a predicted model, not a curated record. Gene Ontology annotation, molecular function: protein serine/threonine phosphatase activity. The coding region runs from base 154 to 1215 and encodes 353 amino acids. Lineage: Eukaryota; Metazoa; Arthropoda; Insecta; Orthoptera; Acrididae. Gene Ontology annotation, biological process: protein dephosphorylation. The transcript has a single exon.